This is a messenger RNA of Microthlaspi erraticum, 984 nucleotides long. Lineage: Eukaryota; Viridiplantae; Streptophyta; Magnoliopsida; Brassicales; Brassicaceae. The record is from the annotation of a GenBank genome assembly.
AUGGCCAACGUUACAAAGCUUUCCUCCUCUAACUACCUCAUGUGGAGCCUUCAAGUCCAUUCCCUUUUCGAUGGCUAUGGCCUUGCUGGUCAUCUCGAUGGAUCCAAACCAGCGCCUCAUGCAACGUGCAAUAACAACGCCUCUGCAACCGGUUGUAUCACGCGCCACCACUGCUUCCGAGAUCUAGGAGACUCUGAUGAGGACAUCGACCCAACUAAGGUCAUAGAGUACAUACCGGUGGUCAAGGACUCACCCAUGACGCGUUCUAAGACCAGGAGACUUCGAGAAGGAUUCAAUGAAGCUGUUGAGACCCUCCUCAACACCAUGAACCUUGGAGAUUUGCUCAAUACCCCGCCACCUGACGACAGCUGCUUGAGCAACGACGUUAACCCCUUGAGCAACACUAUUGCCCCGGAACUAGCCUUAAUGGAGGACUUUGCACGCAUGAGCCUAGAGGAGGAUCACCCUCAUUCAAAGCACUGUAAGUCUAUUUACUUGGCAGGUAAUGGAGUUCAGAACAAGUCGGAGCUUGAGGACAUGAUCAAGACCCGCAAUGUAGCAGACAAGGAGCUUAAGGAACAUGAAGACGUUUUGGGAGCUACUGAAGAGGAAACACUUGAAGAUCUUCACCAAGUCAACUCUCAAGGCACUGAAGAGGAAGACUUCAUCAUUGGACCAGCAAGGAGUGGACCCGGACCAGACAAGCUCUACUCAACACCACCUCAGCUCAACUCGCGCCAAAAGCAGGACGAGUUGUUGUAUCAGAGAUCCUUCCAUCAUCUCUGUGGUGCCAUCGAUCCACCUUCGACAUCCCCUUUUCGUUCAUACAAGAGAGAGCGUGAUAGCCAGCUUGUUGAACACCAUAUCGAUUCAAGUCUUGUGGAUUCAAGCCUUGUCUUACCAUCCUCAUCCACUGAUCUAAAGGAGAGAGCGUUAAAGCCAGCCUCUAGAUCCCAUCUUCCCAUCACGAUCCAACAGAUCUAA